GGCCAUAAUAUUUUUUUUUCUUCAAUUCGAUAAUUUUUAAUUGAAUUAACUUUAACAAAACAACAUUUUUUUUAUUCAUAUAAUUGUGUUUAGUAUUUUAUGGCAGUACAAAAUUUUUAUCAAAACAGAACAAAAAAAAUUAUGGGAUUAUCAUCUGCUGCUCGUGGUCAUAUGCGUCCAUUUGGUGGUCGUAGUCCACCAUUUCUUGUUGCAACAUUAUGUGUUGGUCUUUGUGUUCUUGGUGUUAGUUAUUGGCGUCUUGGUAUCCAAUAUAAUGAUCUUGAAAGUCAACUUUUACGUUUGAUACAGAAAAAAAAUUCAUUAGAAGCAGAUGUAUCGUUCAUUAAUAAACAAUUGGAAUCACGUGAAGAAAAUUUUAGUAAAGCUAAAGUAAAUUUACAGAAUACAGAAAAUGAUUUAACUAAUCUAAAGAAUCAAUUUGAUGAACAAUCGGAAAAAUUAAAAACAAUGCAAAAAACUAAUGAAAAUUUUGAACAUUCGAUGGAUGAUCAACGAAAACAGUUGGAAGCAAAAGAAACAAUCGUCAGUGAAUUACGCAAACAAAAUCAAGCUUUGUUGGAUGAAAAUCAAAAACUUAAAUCUGAUUAUACUGAAGUAAAAUCACGUUUAGAUUCGACAUCAAAAUUAUCGAACAAAAAUGUUGAUGAUUCUAAUUCUAAUUCUAAUUCAAAAGCUCAACAACAAUUACAAACAAACAAUAUGGAACAAUCUAAAUCCAUAAAUGUGAUACAUUCACCACCAUCAUUGAAUAAUAAUCAGGCUGCAUCAUUAUCCAAAUCAUCAUCAUUACCAUCAUCGAUGGAUUCGAAUAAGAAUAUUAUUCCUGCUCCCGGUAUUGUUGCCGAAGCACAAUCUUCACAAUCACAAGCUAUUCCAGAAACGGCAAAAGAACAACCUCCUCAACAAAAUUCUGAUCAAAAAGAUCAUUCAAAUGAACAAAUUCAAAAACCAAAAAUUGAUCCUGUUAUAAAAUUAAUUAAAAAUAAUGUAGGAUUAUUGGAUAAUAAUGAUCAUCAAAGGCAACCAAAAUCGCAUCUGUUCUUUGUAAUUUAUUUUUAA
Molecule: messenger RNA, 1080 nt
Organism: Dermatophagoides pteronyssinus (European house dust mite)
Lineage: Eukaryota; Metazoa; Arthropoda; Arachnida; Sarcoptiformes; Pyroglyphidae
Source: RefSeq, a predicted model, not a curated record